This is a messenger RNA of Leptosia nina, 1839 nucleotides long. The record is from the annotation of a GenBank genome assembly. Lineage: Eukaryota; Metazoa; Arthropoda; Insecta; Lepidoptera; Pieridae.
AUGUUUGUAAUAUUUAUUAUAUUACAAAUUGUGCUGGGUGCCAAAACGGUGGAAAGGUUUUUGCAUCUCGCCGACGACAAUUUUAUUGAAGAUGUCAGGGAAGACUUGAAAUGUUUUCUUGGAGAAAAAAAAGUUGACAGUGUCCUAGUCUUUCCUCCUGUGAGCAACUACCGCCGUUUUCUCAUACAUCGCUGUGUGGAACAAUUAAGUCGACCAGAGCUCACAACAUUUUCAAUAGGAGUUAAUGACGAACGGAGGACUGUUGUCUGCUAUCGCGACAAAUUAUUGAGUGAUGAAGCUUGUGCAAGACCAAUCAUGGGCCUGACACAGACACAAAAGGGAGAUGCGGCCCAAAAUGACCACUGCCCGGUGGGGAGCGCGGCGCGCGCGCAGCCUCUGGAGAAGCCCAGAUCCGCUUCCACGAAACCCAGACGACCAGACCGAGCGGUCUAUGUGCCGAGGGCGUUGCGAGGUGACUCCGCUACCGAGGAAAAUAAGAGCACAGAAAAUAAAAGAACGAGUCACAGCGCAGACGGAAAGUGCCCGAAAUCUCCCGCGUCCAAAGAAAAGUCCGUUCACGGUACACCCAAACGAUCUUUAGAUAAGAAUUUUUGCAACGUUUACACGCCUCCGCAUCUCAGGAAUCAAAGAUCUCACACUGCACCCGACGAGGCGAGCGACCACCUCGAAGCCCCCAGCGAAAACAUAGACGUGCCUUUCAGCUGCGAAGUGCCAAACGGUGAUAGUGCAAUAUCAUAUAGUGAUAGUAGUUAUAAAGAAUUAGAAGUAGGCGAGAGUUUUUAUAUAGGAGAUUAUUUUGCUAACGGACAGCUAGGAUUUUACACGCCGGGUCUGUACGAAUACACCGGAACUGACGGCUGGAGGACAAAUGAAACUGAAGACUUGACGAUGUCUCUAGCGGAAACUCAAGGCAAUAUUAUCGAUAAGGAUUAUUUAUACGACAAAGACGAGGACAUCGAGAAGAUCGAACUCAAACGAGCGUCACAAGAAAUUAAUAGGAGUAGUAAGAGAAUUAUUAAGCAGACAUUCGACUCGGACGUCUUGGUAAUAUCGGAUCCGAUCGAAGAACCGAGUUUACGUGCGAGCCCUCAGGAGAAGGAGGAAAACGAUGUCCCUAAAGAGCAGAAGGCGAAAUCUAAACCAAAACUGGAGGCUAAAGUGUCGGUGAAGCGCGAAGAGAACGAUUGGGACGCGGUGUUUGACGACAGCGGCGAAUGCUUGGACCCGUCGUUAAUAGAAGAACUUACGUCCACAGUAGGGAAGGUCCACAUAUCGAAGGCUAAGAACAAUUACGAUCAGUACCAAACCCGCGGACAGGCGCUCUUCAACGGGCCGUACGAUGAAACGUUCGCGCAUGUGGUGGAAGUGUACGAUUUUCCCAGUGAAUUCAAGACCAACGAUCUCCUCUCGCUGUUCAGUGAAUACAAGGACACUGGAUUCGAGAUCAAAUGGGUGGAUGAUACCCACGCCUUGAUUGUCUUCAGCAGCGCUAAAAUUGCUGCUGAAGUGCUAUCAACCCAACGCUCUCUGGCCAAGUGCCGUCCACUGCACGCAGCCACUCUCGAAUCUAGGAAUAAGGCUAAAAAAUGCGCGGAGUUCCUUCAGCCAUACAGACAGCGACCGGAGACGUGUACGGCGCUAGCGCGGCGCUUGGUGUCCGGGGCACUCGGAGUUCGCCUCAGCACGGCGAGGCAAGAGAGGGACGAAGAACGCAGGCUCAUCACAAUUGCUCGAGAGAAAAAGCGUAAAGCAGCACUCCACAAAGAAGCGGCGUGGGACGGCUCGCUCGCGAACACACUACAGUCUCUCGACACCUGA